Molecule: messenger RNA, 618 nt
Organism: Plasmodium gaboni
Lineage: Eukaryota; Apicomplexa; Aconoidasida; Haemosporida; Plasmodiidae
Exons: 1
Coding region: 1-618 (205 amino acids)
Source: RefSeq, a predicted model, not a curated record
AUGGGGAGUACUGAUUAUAGGGUUUUGAAUGAUGGGGAUGAAAAGAACUUGAAGGUUUAUUUUCAAAGGAAGAAUAAUUCAGAUGAGCAAGCAGAAUUGUUUUGUUUUAUUUGUUUAGAAAAACAUUUUGAAAAUUCAAAUUUAAUUUCAUGUUGUUCAUUAUGUACUGCUUGUGUUCAUAAAAAAUGUUGGUAUACAUGGAGAAGAAAUCAAAAGUUAAGUGCCUUAAGAUCUAAAAUUUUGGGUUUAAAUAAAUUAAAUCCUUUAUUAUGUACUAUAUGUAAAACAGGUAUAGCAAAAAUUGAAGAAGAAAAUGAUAUGAAGGGGAUUAUUAAUAAUAAUAGUAAUAAAGAAUACUUACAAGAUGAAUUAUUAAGAAUAAUAUCUUCUUUAUUAAAUAAUGAAAUGAAUGUUAAUCAUGUGCCUAUGUUACAUAUCAAAUAUAUUUUCUCAUUUAAUUUUAUUUUUUUAAUUUUGUCUAUUUUUCUAAUUAUACUUUUUUCUGUUGUAUUUAAUUUUACCUUAACAUAUGUUCUUCUUAUUGCAUUAUUUAUAUUAUAUGAAAUUAUUGUACUUCAAAUAGUUUUAUACUUGUAUAUUCGUAUAAAAUAUAAUUAG